CGGCUCGUGUGCAUCGAUCCGACUCGUCCGUACGACGAAAAUUCGCGCCUCGCGAAAAUCAAUCCUGCGUCGCGUUGCAUUUUCUUGGCCAGACCGUGAGGAAGGUCGAGCAGAAAACCGGUUCCCAGGUUACGAGUACACCGAAGUCGCUGGCGACAGUAUGUUGAGGAAAUUGCUGAGCAAAUCCGGGCGUAGAUUGCUGAGGGCAAUCAAGAAGCUGUCGACGAGGAGUCGCAAGGCGAAGAAGUCACGGAACCUGACCUCUUGGUUCUCGGCCAUACCGGACCACGAGACAACGUCGAUAUCGUCGUGGUCCCUGCCGUCCUUGGACACGGACAGCAUCGACACGUACAUGACGUACGUGGGCGAGAACUCCGAAGACUGCCUGUCGACGUGUUGCUACUGCGACGAGUACGAGGAGAACCAGAGGAACGAGAACAUCGAGAACGAGAUGAUAAUCUAACGCAUGCGAUCUUACCGUGGACAAUCGAUGCGCCCGUCGCCGCAUUUCCUCUCGACGGCAAAGCAAUUUUCACCUUUCGACUCGCAGCCUCGAUGGAACCGCGAUGGGACAUCCUGCACGGAGACUGGACUCGCCGACCAGAACGUGUGCUCCAUCCUGUGAGCAAACCAGAAAGGAACAGAUCAACAAAGGGUGUCCAAUGAUCAAUGAUCGCGCGAUGGUAACUUAGAGAUCCUCUACAAUCCGUUCCAUAGUAUAUUUGUAAAUUUCAUUAUUUUUCGAGGCGUGUUUUAACGAAAAUUGGACCACAUCGGAUUACGCGUGCGACUGAGUUUUUGAAUAUUUUCAACAGCAUUCCCCGCUUCUAUGCAACCUAACCCCGUUGCUGAGUAAAUGAGUCGAGUCGUGCAUUAAACAAUAUUUAUGCUUAUAUAUUCAAAACGAUAUUACCAAUGCAUUAUUGACGUCCUCACGAGGAAAAUGAGCCCCAACACGUCGUUGUUCGGACUAUAUUAAUUUUGAACAUCUUUCGAGGUUUCACUAAAAAUUGUCGGAACAGGGUCGUGUUUGGGCUCGUUUUCACCGGUAUAACGUCGCCAAUCCAGCGGUAAUAUUUUAGAGGGGGGGAAGUGGGGUACAAGCGGGGAACACUGUAUAUCGUUCCGACGCGUUCUCGUCGCGCGUUUUUCGAAACUGCACCGACAUUCGUACAGCAACGCUUUCCCCGAUCGUUGCUCGAUCUGGGGGCUGCAGCAAAGACUCGUUUUCGCAGCACGUAAAUACUCACGUAAACAUCGAAAGAGGAGAACAUUGCUUCUGGGGCAAUCGGUCUUCCGCAGAAUGAUUAGUUUGUAAGUAUUUAUUUUGAUCUCAUUUAGGCAGGCACUAGCGUCUACUUUAAGCUUAAAUCGUACCAAAUAUCUGUCCAUAGGUAAUGUCGUUUGUCCACGCGACAAUCGAGCGCGUCGUUUCGUAACGUUUCCUUCUCUUUCGCCUAGCGAUUUAGCUCGUAUCUCGCACGCGGCGCGUAGUACAAACAGUACCUACAUACAUGUGUAUAUCGAUCGUGCAAUUUUUAGGAUUCUCUUUAUCAAUCGUCACCAACGAGAGUAGUCGUGUAAAUGUACAAUAGGGUCGUCUUCUAUCCGUCGAAUUUUGACCACGAUUAAAUAUUGAUGGUGGACACAGAUCAGCGACUGCGCUCCAGAAUCCUGAAUUGAGAAUCUUCAGGGACGAUUUUUUUUUUUUUUUUUGAGGUCUAUUUAUUAUUGACAGUAACUGUAAUUAUAAAAAAAAAAAAACUAAACGUCCACAUAUGUUUAUACGCAACGAAUUUCAAACUGAAUUUCUCCUUUAUUUAUUUUAUUUUUUGAUUUUCAAACGGGAUUUUCGAAUUCCAGGAAGUAAAAGGAACACAGUCGCUGAUAGGAACGCCACUAUUUUAUGAAAAUCAAUGUUUUGCCUUUCGGGCGUUACUCGUCGUACGAUAGUUUAGUGUUUCUCAAAAUCCGCGGAUUCUUAGAAGAGUUUUAGUUUUGUGAAAUAAGAGAAUUAUUCCCCAUAGUGUUUUAUUUUUACCGAGAGGUUCUUCCAAUCUAGGGGAUUAACUAUUAUGCAUAUAAUUAUUUAUUAAAGGAGUAUGUUACAUGAGUUUAGCAUCUUUCUUUAAAAUUUUUUUUAAACAGUUAUUUCUCCAGUUGAUUUCCCUAAAAUCUUUAUUGAGGGAUUCGAAGGCGAAGUUUGAGAAAUACUGCAAUAGAUUUAAUGAAAGUAGCACGUCCAACGAAACGAUGAGACUUAUAAAAAUUAUUGGUGUUGUAUAGGUUGCGUAGACCAGGGGUUCUCAUAUCUCCCCAACAGUGUUUCAACCUCAUUUUAAUAUGGAAUUAAAAAGAAAAAUAACAAAAUAAUCAUAAAUUGGCGACAACUCAAAACAGGUCCGAGCUAAUUUUUUAACCGAACUUUGGGAACCUCUGGCGCAGUAGACGAUUCUUCGAUUCGUUUUUCAUCGUCGACAUCCAAGAAUCCUAGAAACCAGAAAAAUUUUCAAGUAUCGCGUUACCACCGUUUCGUUUUCUAAUUAUCGUGGAAGUCGCACAAUUUAGCUUACGAAACGAACCGUCAAUGGUAGCCAUUUUUUCGUACCUUUGCCAAUCGCGUAGCUUUCCUUUCGAACCGACAACGGCACAAUCGAUGUUAGAGCGUACUUGUCGCGGAAUCAAGAACUAAAAAGACUACGGAAUAAAAUACUUUUCUAUACGGCGUCUUGUUUUAUGCACUUUUGCUCAAAAGCACCGGUAUCCUUGCGACCGAGGCGAACUUUUUUCGUAUCCUCCCGCGGAAUUCUGUCCCCGCGAGAGCAAACCCGGACUAUGAUUUCCCGUUGCGUUAGAAACUUGUAUGUAAAUAAAUAUGUGAAUGUAUAUAAACGUCGUGCAGGUGUAAAUAGAUGUAUAUGGAUGCGUCUCGAUAUUUUUCCGUAAGUAUGUCCGACGAGGCUGUGACUUUCUAAUGGAUGCGAAUGUCAUAAAUAAAAUAGUUUUA
This is a messenger RNA of Colletes gigas, 3007 nucleotides long. RefSeq lists its product as uncharacterized. NCBI's taxonomy places the organism in Eukaryota, Metazoa, Arthropoda, Insecta, Hymenoptera, Colletidae. The record is from RefSeq and is a predicted model, not a curated record. The transcript is spliced from 2 exons. The coding region runs from base 161 to 463 and encodes 100 amino acids.